AUGGCGUCCGAUAUGACGGCGCCCAUCCUGGACGCCCUGUCCUCGGCCGACGGGCCCAUCCUCUCCUCCGACGCCUUCCCCUCCACCCCCUCACUGACGAUAAAAGCCGCGCUCGACCGUCUGGCGUCGAGGUCCAUGGUGACCUACGACACCAUCGACAGGGAAGUCGUCGUUCUGACUCCCGAAGGUGAAGAUAUCGCCGCCAAUGGCAGUCACGAAGCCAAGGUGUUCCAGGCUGUCGCGGCCGCCCUGGACGGGCUAAAGAUCUCCGAUCUGCCCUGCAUCGUGGGCAAGGACAGCGCCAAGGUUGGCCAGGGAAAUGCCUUCAAGAGAGGGUGGAUCAAGAAGGACAAGGAUCUGCUGAGACCGAACACCGAGUCGAUCCACGACGAGACCAAGGAACAGCUGCAGACCAUCAAAGAGACGCAAACACACCCAGACGCCAAGGUGGUGGCGGAUCUGAAAAAGAGGAAGCUGGUCACGACGCAGAAGGCGAUCAGCUUCAAGAUUUCCAAGGGCCCCAAGUAUGCCAGGCAGUUCGUCAAGGAGGAGACCGACCUGACGGCAGAGAUGCUGGCCGACGGGUCGUGGAAGACGGCCAGCUUCAAGCCGUAUAACUUCAAGGCCAAGGGCGCUCCCACCCCGAGCGGAGCACUGCAUCCCCUCAACAAGGUGCGCCAGGAGUUCAGGAACAUCUUCUUCGAGAUGGGCUUUGAAGAGAUGCCGACGAACCGCUUCGUCGAGACCGGCUUCUGGAACUUCGAUGCCCUCUUCGUGCCGCAACAGCAUCCUGCCCGUGACCUGCAGGAUACCUUCUAUAUUUCCGACCCCGCGAAGGCCGAUCCCCCUCGGGAAGAUCCCCCCAACAACCCGCAUCUGAAGCCUGCGGAGAAGCCGCGCGACUACAAAGAGUACUGGGAGAAUGUGCGGCAGGUCCACGAGACGGGCAAAUACGGUUCCAUCGGGUACCGAUAUCCGUGGAGCGCGGACGAGUCGCUGCGCCUGCUCCUCCGAACGCACACGACGUCCGUGUCGACCUACAUGCUGCACAAGCUGGCCGCGAACCCGCGACCGGCGCGCUACUUCAGUAUCGACCGCGUGUUCCGGAACGAAGCGGUGGACGCAACCCACCUGGCGGAGUUCCAUCAGAUCGAGGGUGUCAUUGCCGACUUUGGGCUGACACUGGGCGGGCUGAUCGGGUUCAUGGAGGUGUUCUUCGCCAAGAUGGGCAUUCACCGGCUGCGCUUCAAGCCGGCGUACAACCCGUACACCGAGCCCAGCAUGGAGAUUUUUGGCUAUCACACCGGCCUAGGGAAAUGGGUCGAGAUCGGCAACAGCGGCAUGUUCCGGCCGGAGAUGUUGGAGCCGAUGGGAAUCCCGAAGGAUAUGAGAGUGUAUGGGUGGGGGUUGAGUCUUGAGCGACCGACCAUGAUUAAAUACGGAGUCAGCAACAUCCGAGACCUUCUCGGCCACAAAGUCGACCUCAACUUUAUCGAGACGAACCCAGCCGUGCGGUUGGAGAAGGAUUAA
Molecule: messenger RNA, 1530 nt
Organism: Rasamsonia emersonii CBS 393.64
Lineage: Eukaryota; Fungi; Ascomycota; Eurotiomycetes; Eurotiales; Trichocomaceae
Product: Phenylalanine--tRNA ligase
Exons: 2
Coding region: 1-1530 (509 amino acids)
Biological process (GO): phenylalanyl-tRNA aminoacylation
Cellular component (GO): cytoplasm; phenylalanine-tRNA ligase complex; cytosol
Molecular function (GO): ATP binding; tRNA binding; phenylalanine-tRNA ligase activity
Source: RefSeq, a predicted model, not a curated record